AUGACACCGAAUUCGCCCUCCAAUCACUCUAAAGGUCUUCCAGCGUCUGCUGAGCAAGCCUUGUGCCCCAAUCCUCUGUCAUAUAUUAUUUCGAAGCUCUCACCACAGAUGUCGUGCUCGGCUGGACCGUCCAACGAGGAAAAUUCCCAAAGAAAGCGAGACAGCGAAUUUGUAGAAGAUGAAAUUCAGGCCCUCAUUGAACGUGUUGACAACAGCAUCAGCGAGUGGCGUUUAGAUGAGGGCAUAACCCAAAUCAUUGGUGCUGAAGAAGUCAUCAAUGUCCCGGAUGCGCAUGCUAUCCUUGCUGAAGAAAAUACGGAGGCUGAUGCGCAGUACUGUGGGACACAACCAACAACUACCUGGGCAAAACAAAUAGGUUGUGUGACUUCCCGCCUACAGAGUUUGCGUGACAGUUUGAUGGCUAUCCCAAAUUGCUUACGCAACCUCAUGUGGAAACCCGACAGGAACAAUGACGAGGAAGAAAGCGAUAACAGCGGAUAUACUUCCGGCGAGUCAUUUCAAUCUAAUGGUACCAGUAGUGGCUCAUAUCAGCAAACGGGACAAAAUAGAGUCAAUUCGCCAACUGGAAGCCGGAUAAUCAGCUUGAUAAAGGGCAUAUUCAUCGAUGAAUGAGAGCUUCCCUCAGCUUCAUUCCAGCAAUCGUCUUCCGCACAACAGUCCUCUGCCUCUGCCCAAGCAUGAUCUGUUGCACAGCAGCCAUCAUCCUUCCUGUACCGCCUCUCAUGCAGCAAGCACCUACUGCCACUUCUUCUGAUCAUCCUUGCUUUCAUGAGGUACGUCAGGUUUGGGGCUUGAAUGGCGCGCAGAAGGAGUUGAAGGGACAUAUCAAGGGAAGCGAAGACACAAGUGAAACGUCAAAAAAAGCAAAAGGAUUCUACUUGGCUUGAGCUGUUCUCUUCGUCAGCAAACAAUUUUUAGUCCGAACAGCGAUACAUGUUACAUAGCGAUAUACUGAAUCAAUUGACAGUGUUGACUAGGGAGCAUAUUCAGAGUACAACCCCCCUGAACACUAUUAUCCAG
Molecule: messenger RNA, 1041 nt
Organism: Fusarium odoratissimum NRRL 54006
Lineage: Eukaryota; Fungi; Ascomycota; Sordariomycetes; Hypocreales; Nectriaceae
Exons: 1
Coding region: 1-633 (210 amino acids)
Source: RefSeq, a predicted model, not a curated record